AGAUUAGAUUUUCGUUAUGGGCCACUGUGCGGUUCGUUACUGACAGUAAAACUCGUUACUUUUAAUCCAUCAAAUAUAAUUUUUACACAAAAUGCUAUAAGAUAAACUUUGUAAACAAAGCGUUGUUUAGGUUUUCAGACUGUCCUUUGUAUUUUUAAAAACUUGUUUACGUCGAGGAGCCAGAGCUGCUGUCGACAGGAGAAGCACUGGCCGGACUGGACCGGGAAAAUCUCCGCUGGUGAAUUUUCUUAUGGUUUGCUCAGAUCUGUAGAUCAGCUGAUGCAGCCAGGUAAGCUGCAGGCGGAUGGAUGAAUGGCUGAGGUUGGACGGAUGCUGGCUGCUUUCUAGUCUAGUUGGGGGAAAUUCUCUGUGUGUCUCAUAUUACACUGCUGCGCUUCGCCCUCCUGCCUCCCUCCAUCGCGGUCGGUCUCCUGCAGCCUGUGAGCGGAUGAAUGCCAACGCCUGUGGUUUUACCGUCGCCAAAAGGACUCAAUGUCUUUCUUGGACUGUUCCUGCAUCUCCCACGCUCAGGUCCAGCCCAUGGACAUAGAGGAGCGCUAUGAGGACACCAGCCACCAGUUCCUGAGCUGUGACGGUUCUGAAUACACUCUGCAAGGGCCGGCAGGUGGAGAUGACAUCACAGGGCUGUCAGCUGAGCCAGCCCACUACCAGCUGCUGUCUGAGCUGGGGAGGGGCUUCAAUAACCUGAGCCAGGUGAGCAUGGCACGGCACAUCCCGACUGGCCAGCUGGUGGCCGUCAAACAAACCAACCUGGAUGAGUGCACGGAAGAGGAGCUGCUGCAGCUCAUGAACGAGGUCCUGCUGUCCAGGCUUUUCCGUCACGCAAACCUGCUGACCUCUCGCCUGGUUUUCAGCUCCUGCUGCCAGCUGUGGGUCCUCACGCCACUCAUGGCUUACGGCUCUGCAGACACCUUGCUGAGGACGUAUUUCCCAGAUGGAAUGAGUGAAUCCCUGAUAGCGUACUUGCUGCACGGGGUGCUGAAAGCGUUGGAAUACCUGCACCGGAUGGGCUACGUUCACCGGGGAGUGAAGGCCAGUCAUAUCCUGCUGUCAGGGGAGGGGCGUGUUUACCUCUCAGGGCUGCACAGUGUCUUCAGUAUGAUGCGUGAGGGGAAGAGGAUGAGGGCAGUGUUCGACAUGCCCCACCACAGUCCCGCCCUGCUGCCCUGGCUCAGCCCUGAACUACUGAGACAGGACCUGCACGGUUACGGAGUAAAGUCGGACAUCUACAGUUUAGGUAUCGUGGCCUGUGAGCUGGUCAGCGGCAGGGUGCCUUUCCAGGACAUGCCGCCCACUCAGAUGCUUCUUCAGAAGCUGCGCGGCUCCCACUGCUGCCUGCUGGAUGUGGCCCCCUUCCCGCUCGGCGAGCUGGGGGGGCUGAAGGUGUCGCGGUCCGGGGUGGACUCCGGCAUCGGGGAGAGCGUGGCCACCGGAAGCCUGACGCACAGCGCCACCGCUCCUCCCACCGACCGACCUCAGAGCCCCGGACCUAAAAACCACUCAGCCACCCUGCACAACCUGGUCCAGCUGUGUCUGCAGCAGCAGCCUGAGCGCAGACCGUCAGCAUCUGCACUGUUGACCCACGCCUUCUUCAAGCAGGUGAAGAGACACACCAGAGACUCCUUCCUCAGCCUCAUGUACCCAGCAGUGCCCCUCACCAGCCCCGAGGACCCUCCAGUAUCCUGCCCCCCCGGCCCGUCCUGCCACGCUCCGACAUCACCCACCGCCGACGCUCCUGAGGCUGUGUGGGACUUCUCCUAACCCCCCCCCACCCCCCCCCCCCCCCCCCCACCCCCACACACCCUCCGACCCCCAACCCCACCCUGUCCUACUCUCUGCCUCUAAAUCUCCAAACUCUGACUAGCAAGCCAAACACAAGACAAUCAAAACAAAGCAAUUGAGGCCAAAUUCUACUGUGCUUUUAUUUUGUAUUAUUAUUAACCCAACUCUCUGAGCCUUUUUUUUUUUUUUUAAGUAGUUUUGUAGAUGUUUUUUUUAUACGUUGGUCUGAUUCAUAUGUGGGCUAGAGUAACUGCAGCCUGGGUACACACUGUGAUCAUCCAUACAACUGCACUUUGCUUUUUCUCUUUACAAGUCAGCGUAUGUUCAGAGUUAAAGUGUCAUAACUUGUCGCAUCAGUGGCGACCGUGCUGACGUGGUCAGAAAGAGUUUUCCAGUCUUUUCUACAUGGAACACACUUCAGACACUUCUCAGCAUUAACACUUCCACUACAUGUGCUCAAACGUAUAUACACAGCUGUGCAAUUUGUGGUUCUGAUCUUUGUUUUCUGUGGUUUUCAAAAAGCCUGUAUUGAUUAUUAAUCAUAUUUGUUUUGUCCUAAUGUUUCUAUUACAAACAUGGGAGUAUUCAUGUUUUUCAAACUUUGUUUAAAUAGGCAACAAGAUUGUUGCUUUCUUAAACUGUUGAAGCCUCUUUAUUAUAUAUAUAUAUAUAUGUAUUAAGGUACGUAGUGUUAUUAGGCCUAAAAGUCUGACUUAAACGUGCUGAAAUCAUUGGUUUACUUUUGUUGUUAAAAGUUUUGAAAGGAUGAUCAAAUCGGAUACAAACAGCAUAUUUAUCGUGCAGAAACUGACAGUUCAGAAUGCCAUUAGAAAGGUGAUUUUUUUUUUUUAUUACAUUAUUUUUCACUCUAUACACAGAUAAAUGGUUGUUCUAGCUAUGUACAAUCACAUGAUGAAAUCAUAGGGUUACAUGACGGAUUCGAUCAAACCAGCAAUAAUAGGGGUAUACAUACGAUGUAAAAUAACAUAAAAUACUUUGGGCAUUUCAGUCAGCUGACCUUUUCCUUCGCCUUGUUCAGAUCACAUGACUAAAUUUACACAGAAAAAGAAGGGUCUGAAUUUCAUAUGUUUGGAUGUUGCAUCGGGACCUGAGCUGUGUUUUCGUAACUU
Messenger RNA from Toxotes jaculatrix (banded archerfish), 2933 nucleotides. RefSeq names its product STE20 related adaptor beta (gene stradb). Bases 493 to 1782 code for a protein of 429 amino acids. Lineage: Eukaryota; Metazoa; Chordata; Actinopteri; Toxotidae. Gene Ontology annotation, molecular function: protein serine/threonine kinase activator activity; protein kinase activity; ATP binding. Gene Ontology annotation, biological process: protein phosphorylation. The record is from RefSeq and is a predicted model, not a curated record. The transcript is spliced from 12 exons.